GCCAAUAUUUUCGGAAUACGUCAGCGAUAGGAUAGAGAUGAGAUCCUCAGGAUAGACGGGAUUUUAUUGGUUUCAAUUGCUCAUUUUUGAUGAAAUUGAGUUGAAUUUUUGGGGAGAAUCAUCUGUAUUCUGUUGCGAUGUGACUUAAUUAUUUAGUUUCAUAGUUAGAUGUCUUUAUAAGGAUGAUAAGUAUAUUGUAGUAGAUUAACGUUGAAGGUGAGACGAUAUUUUUUUCAACUAAAUAAGACGAAAAAGGAUUAAUUUGAUAAUUAACUUAAAUUUUCUUCUGUUCAGGUACCCUUGGAUUAUUUGGAAUCGACUCUCAGAGGAAAUUUUCAGAUUCUUCGAAGACUGGAGUCUAGUUGACCUCAUGUUUUGCGAUGUGAAUGAUUUAUCUUCUACCAGGAAAGGAACGAAGAAUUUCUCCACACAAUCGAGGAUUUAUCUACUACCAGGAAAGGAGCGAAGAAUUUCUCCACACAAUCGAGGAUCUAUCUUCUACCAGGAAAGGAACGAAGAAUUUCGUGAACCAAUCGAGGAUCUAUCUUCUACCAGGAAAGGAACGAAGAAUUUCAUGACACAAUCGAGGCUGCAGCUGCAGGGCGUUGCACUGUUGCGUCACUGGACUUUCCCGGUGACUCCACCAGGUAAACUGACCUCAUUGUCUCUUGUUUUUCAUCAUCCACUGAAGUUCAAACUCCAAUGAUGAAACACUCACAACCACCAAGAUCUAUGACUGCCGUGAUUUGCACUAGUAUUUGCUAUCUGAUGUUCUCCAAAAACUCCUCAAUUCUUCUCUUGAAUACAUAUUUUUUUUAAUUCGUUUGUUUUAUUCUUUCCGCUUAGGUUCAAGGAUGUGUUUGAGGCGACGCAGAGGUCCAUACAGAGUACAAAAGACAUAAAAGAGUCGACAUGUAUAUUUAAAUUUCAAUAAAUGA
Messenger RNA from Diachasma alloeum, 938 nucleotides. RefSeq lists its product as uncharacterized. NCBI's taxonomy places the organism in Eukaryota, Metazoa, Arthropoda, Insecta, Hymenoptera, Braconidae. Bases 371 to 706 code for a protein of 111 amino acids. The transcript is spliced from 7 exons. The record is from RefSeq and is a predicted model, not a curated record.